Chanos chanos (milkfish) is the source of this 381-nucleotide messenger RNA. RefSeq names its product cholecystokinin a (gene ccka). The coding region runs from base 1 to 381 and encodes 126 amino acids. Gene Ontology annotation, cellular component: extracellular region; axon. Gene Ontology annotation, biological process: digestion. The record is from RefSeq and is a predicted model, not a curated record. Gene Ontology annotation, molecular function: neuropeptide hormone activity. The transcript is spliced from 2 exons. NCBI's taxonomy places the organism in Eukaryota, Metazoa, Chordata, Actinopteri, Gonorynchiformes, Chanidae.
AUGAACGGCGGAAUCUGUGUGUGUGUGUUGCUGGCUGCGCUCUCGAGCAGUGCCUGUCUUGGACUCCCCACACAUUCACAGGAUGAGGGCCAGUCAGACAACGGCGCGCUAGCAGAACACACACGCCACACCCGCGGAGUGCCACCCAGCAGUCAGCUCAGCCCAUUCUCCAGGGCAGAGGAACGGACCACAGAGCUGCAGGACAACCUGAACGAACUGCUGGCCAGACUCCUCUCCAGGAAAGGUUCAUAUCGUAGGACCUCGUCUUUAAGCAGCAGAUCCAGUGGUCCUGGCCCCAGCCACAGAAUAAAGGACAGAGACUACCUGGGAUGGAUGGAUUUUGGGCGGAGGAGUGCAGAAGAGUAUGAAUAUUCCUCAUAA